GCUCUGCCCAACAAAACCCUAGCAACAGCAAAACCAUCGUCGUCGUCUUCCUCUUUCUCCAUCCCAAAAUCUCAGCCAUGAGAAAACCCAGAUCCAAAUCUAAACUCAAAUCCAAGUCGAGGCUUGUCAGGAGGCAGUUUCGGGUAUCGGAGGAGAAGGAGAUCGAGCUGCUCAACUCAUGGAUCGACGACCAGAAACCCGAAUCAGGCUCCAACCCACUCUCUCUCCCUUCUCUUCCCUCCUCCUCCACGCCUCCGUUGGCCAAUACGACGGCGUUCCCUCGAUAUUCCGGCGUCACAAAGUUCAGCCAGCUUCCCCUCUCGCGGAAGACCAAGGAUGGCCUCCUCCAGUCCGGCUACGUCGAGAUGACGGAGAUUCAGCGGGCGUCUUUGCCUCACGCCCUCGCCGGUAGGGACAUUCUCGGCGCCGCCAAGACCGGCUCCGGGAAGACUCUCGCCUUUGUUAUUCCGGUUUUGGAGAAAUUGUUUCGCGAGAGAUAUUCCGCUGAGUGGGGAGUUGGAGCCAUCAUUCUUUGUCCCAUAAGGGAGUUAGCUGAACAAAUAUUUGAAGAAAUAAAAUCAGUCGGAAGGCACCAUAGCAUUAGUGCCGCUCUCAUAAUUGGUGGGAAAGAGGUAGAUUUAGAGAAAGAUCGCGUGAACAACAUGAACAUACUGGUCUGCACCCCCGGUCGUCUUCUUCAACACAUGGAUGAGACUGUAAAUUUUGACUGCUCACAACUUCAGGUUUUAGUCCUUGAUGAGGCUGAUCGUAUGCUUGAUAUGGACUUUAAGAAGACCCUCAAUGACAUCGUUUCACAGCUACCUAAGAAAAGACAAACCCUUCUCUUUUCCGCAACUCAAACAAAAUCAAUUCAAGACCUCGCACGACUGAGUUUGAAGGAUCCGGAGUACAUCAGUGUGCACGAGGAGUCUGUGACAGCCACUCCAACAGGUCUGCGGCAAACUGCAUUGACUGUUCCAUUGGAACAAAAGCUGGACAUGUUGUGGAGUUUCAUAAAGUCGCAUCUUAAUUCAAGGACUCUAGUGUUCCUCUCUACUCGCAAACAGACAGUAUUUGUCUUUGAAGCAUUCAAAAAGCUUCGUCCUGGAAUACCCUUGAGAUGUCUCCAUGGAAAGAUGAAACUGAUAAAAAGACUGGGGGUAUAUAAACAAUUCUGUGCGGAACAACGAUCAGUUCUUUUCUGCACUGAUGUAGGUUCGAGAGGCCUCGACUUUAACAAGGCAGUUCAGUGGGUUGUUCAGGUGGAUUGCCCAGAUGACAUAAAAACAUACAUACACCGAGUCGGCCGAACAGCUCGCUACAAUUCUAGGGGGGAAUCACUUUUAUUUUUGCUGCCAUCUGAAGAGAAAAUGCUUGGGAAAUUACAAUCACAAAAAAUACCCCUGCGGGAAAAAAAGAUUUCUCAGGUAAACAAAUUGAGACUACAACCAGUUUCUGGGUUGUUGGCAGCUUUGCUAGUCAAGUAUCCGGAUUUGCAGUAUAAAGCACAAAGGGCGCUUCUAACAUAUUUACGGUCUAUACACAAAAACAAGGAUAAAGAGAUCUUUGAUGUCACAAAGCUUAGUAUUGGCGACUUUUCUGCAUCACUUGGUCUUGCAAUAACCCCCAAAAUUCGUUUUCUAAAUCAGAAGGUCAAGGCAAAUGAAAUGUCAGGAAAAUCUUCCGCUCUCGAACCCGAAAGUUCUAGCGAGGAUGAUGAGUUGGAGAUUCCCGAAGAAGACCAUGAUAUUGGUAAUUUCAAGGUAGAGGAAGGCCAUAAUAUCGGUAAUUUCAAGGGAGAGGAGAUGGAAAAAAGUUCUCUUCUAGGACAUGAUACCACAGACGGGAAGGAAGGUUUAGCAGAUAUCGUGAUGAGAACACGGGUUCUAAAGAAAAAGAAGUUGAAGAUCAAUGUCCAUCAGCCAACCGGGACCAGGGUCGUUUUUGAUGAUGAGGGAAUCAACCCACUACCGCCACUUGCGAGGCUAGCUGACACGAAGAAUGGCAGUGAUAACUUCUUGCUUGAUAAAGGCAGGAAAAAAGAUUAUUACAGAAAGGUGAUGGAAGAGAUGAAGCAUGUGGACAAGGAAGACAAGCUUAUUUACCGUGAGCGCCGGCGAGAAAAAAGAACCAAGGAGAAGAUGAAGAGAAAGAAAGGUAAAAUGGAAGAAGAUUAUGGUGACCAAGAUGAUCUUGCUGAAGAAGAGGAAUAUUGGAAUAAAAAAGCAAAGAUUUACUUUGGUAGCGACAGUGAUGAAGAAAAAGAAGAAAACAAGGGUAAAGAAGUUAAAGCUGCCUCAAUGUCGUUAGCAGAGCAAGAAGCUUUGGCGCUCAAGCUGUUAGGUUCGAUGCAGCAAAAAAAUUAAAACAAGAAAGUAUUUGCAACUUGGUGACCUGGCCGAAAAAUUUUGUUUACAUAUUUAACUUAUUAGUUUUUGCAAUAGCUAAAAUUACUGAAACUUAUUAUUAUUAUUUUUAAAAUCUUUAGAAAAACAUGUUUCAAUUUCAUAUUCGAUGAACUUUGUGGACCA
Molecule: messenger RNA, 2531 nt
Organism: Morus notabilis
Lineage: Eukaryota; Viridiplantae; Streptophyta; Magnoliopsida; Rosales; Moraceae
Product: DEAD-box ATP-dependent RNA helicase 32
Exons: 8
Coding region: 78-2366 (762 amino acids)
Biological process (GO): rRNA processing
Cellular component (GO): nucleus
Molecular function (GO): ATP binding; RNA helicase activity; nucleic acid binding
Source: RefSeq, a predicted model, not a curated record